AAUUGGCUAGUCAUCAAACCGAUACACACGCAUUUUAGUCACAACAGUGUAUUCUUGUUGAAAAUAUGGGUGUUCUGGAGUCGUACGACAUCGGAUAGUGUUUAGUUACUACGUAGAAAUGUGAAAGUUGUCAACAAACAUCAUGGAUUAUCGUGGAUUUAUUACGUACACCUUGUGUGUGUUUCUCUUUGCACUUUCACUUUGUUUAUCGGAUGUUCUAGAGACUACAGUCGAGGACGAGGAUACCGAUGUCCCAGAUCAUUCAUUCCCAUCUUGGACCAUGGUGCACAACAAAAAUGUUACGUGUGGUACCAUCAAACCUGGCCUCAAGUUCCCUUCCCAAACCUGGACGUGUGCCGACGCUAGAGUGGACGGGUACCAUCUUGCCUACAGUCUCUACGCUGACAUCGGAGUGGACAGGAAGUGUGUUGAGACCAGGGGACUGGAUGAACUGGCAGAGGUCUGCUUGGCCAUGAUGCGAGAAAUGGAUGUUCACAAACCUCUCUGGGCCGCUCUUGUGACGAAUGCCACAUGUGGAUACCAUGAAGGAAAACGUGGAUACCUGAAGAAGGUUCGAGAAGGCUUUGAAUGGGUGGACAUGCAAUCUGGCCACGGGGCAAUGUAUACAUUUAGGUGUAUGGCUGAAAAAACGUAGAGUAGUGUUGGUCAAGGCUGGUCAGUCUUCACCAUAUCUCAUAUCACAAGACAGUUUAACUGACAAUAUUGACACCAGGUGUCGCCACUGGGCAAGUGAUGGGACCUUCGUAAAGACUUGUCUUGAGCUUGCCUGCCUGGACUGGACUGAAAGUAUAUAAUUAUUCAUUUAGAUAUAAUCAAAAGGCUGCAGACAUGGACUGUUCAGUUAUGAAGUGGUAUAUUUUUGUACAAUGGAAAAUGCUGUUUAAACACAUUUCUGCACCAAAAAGAAGGUGUGUCAUGUAUAAAUUAUAUACUGCUUUAAUUUUACAACUUGAAAAAUGUGAAUCUAUAUAACUUUGUUGAGAGGAUGGAAGGAGUUCCUUGGAAAUGUGAAUCUAUUACUGGAUUAUGAGGAUGGAACGAGUUCCUUGGAAAUGUGAAUCUACUACUGGAUUGUGAGGAUGGAACGAGUUCCUUGGAAAUGUGAAUCUACUACUGGAUUAUGAGGAUGGAACGAGUUCCUUGGAAAUGUGAAUCUAUUACUGGAUUAUGAGGAUGGAACGAGUUCCUUGGAAAUGUGAAUCUAUUACUGGAUUAUGAGGAUGGAACGAGUUCCUUGGAAAUGUGAAUCUAUUACUGGAUUAGUGAGGAUGGAACGAGUUCCUUGGAAAUGUGAAUCUAUUACUGGAUUGUGAGGAUGGAAUAAGUUCCUUGGAAAUGUGAAUCUAUUACUGGAUUGUGAGGAUGGAACGAGUUCCUUGGAAAUGUGAAUGUAUUACUGGAUUCUGAGGAAGGAACGAGUUCCAUGAAAUGUGAAUCUAUUACUGGAUUGUGAGGAAGGAACGAGUUCCAUGAAAUGUGAAUCUAUUACUGGAUUCUGAGGAAGGAACGAGUUCCAUGAAAUGUGAAUCUAUUACUGGAUUCUGAGGAAGGAACGAGUUCCAUGAAAUGUGAAUGUAUUACUGGAUUGUGAGGAUGGAACAAGUUUAAAAAACGGAUCUACUAUGCAUGUAGAAGUGAAGGUAGUGUGAAUCGUGGUCUGCGACAUUAUGUAUAGACAUCUCCAUGGAUGUUGUGAAUUCCGGGUGAUAUUUUUUAACAAGGACUUUCGACAAUUUGGUUGGAUCGUUGUUGAAAGGAAAUUUCUUGGAAUUUUGAGUGGUUGUUGGGAAUCAAUCCAUUGUUAAUAUAUAUAUUACCCUCUGAUGAGGAUAGACAUGGGAUCGGAUUAUAAUCGAUACUGUGUGUAAUGUGUGACAAAGUAUCGAUGCUGAGAAAAGACCAUUAAUUCACUGAAUUCACAUUACAUUACAGAUGAAAAUCAGACGAAUAUAUAUACAUUAAUGUCUUGGAUGAAAAAUCGCCUUAUAUACAAUUUACACCAAUUCAUCCACUUCAUCGAGAAUGUUUUAAAAUGAGAAGGAAACGAUUUAAAUAUGAUAUGUGGAUACUACCCUUAAUAUGAUAAAAAAAAAAAAUUUUCGUGUGCUUUAAAUUUUCUAACAAUCCUUAUAUUUAAUUAUCCAUAACUCUUCACAAGGUCAAAUUUGUGAUUCGAUGACUUCUCUAUGGAGUUCCAUUUCAUGUUGGAUUUGAUUUUUUAUCAUUGAUUUUGUAAUAUAGAUCCCUAGAUAAGAAAGCAAUCAAAUUUUUAUUUUAUAAUAUAGAAGAUCGUAAUUCCUGUUUUACUAUACAGCUUGUUUUUCGUUUCUAGUCUCUCUGCCAUGUUUAUAUAGACUAUAACUGCCUUGUCAGGGCUCAAAGUGGAUAUUUUUACAAGGUGACCUAUAUUUGGCUACCAGGUCAUAAAAUCUAUAUAGGCGCCAAUUGGAAAAGUUAGUCGCCUGGCCUUGUUGUUUUAAGUUAGAAAAAAAAAGAUCUUUUAAUUCUUCAGAUCAGUAUAAUAUCUCUGCAACUUUUUCAAUUGUGAACAUAUCAUUUUAGCAUUGACUGCAACUUUGAAAGAUUGACCAAAUCACAAAUUUACACAAUUUUUUAGUGGCCAUGCAGGCGCCUUAUAGGUCAAUAACUGGUCGUCAGUGGUGAAUUUAAGGUGCCAUGGCCACUGAAAUAGGCGCUACUUUGAGCCCUGGUUGUUUUAAAUUUAAGUUAAACUGUUUGACUGAGCAAUCGUACUGUAAAUAAUUACAUUCUCGACUUUGAAACUUGUCAUAAUUAUGAUGAUCCAUGUUAAAAAGUCUGAUGUAUAUAUCUGUGACAUUAUGCGUUGACUAAAAUAAUAGUCGACAUAUACAUUUGUGUAUAUAAAAUAUUAUUCACCCAAGUUUGUUCAAAUGAAAAGAUUAUCAUACUGUGAAUGAAUGAAAAGAUAGAAAGCUAUAUAUAGUGAAACCUGUCUAAUCCGACACUAUUUGGGAGUGACACUUUUGGUCGGAUUAGACAGGGUGUCACAAAAGUCAGGUAUUUGUUGUUGACUACACUUGGCAUCACGGAAAUACGGUACAGUGUCAGAUUUGACGGGAUGUCAGAAAAGUCCAGUGUCAGAUUAGACAGGUUUCACUGUAUAGACACCAAGUAAGGACCAAAACCAUUUAAUUACAUCAGUUUAUAUCAGCAUAUCAUCUAUCAAAGUACACUUUCAGUUUAUUUCAGCAUAUCAUCUAUCAAUGUACACUUUCUCAAAGGGAAGCAAGAAUAUAUAUAUAUAUGCAUGCUUUUAAAACGGUUGCCAUCGUUUCCACAUUUUAAUUAGAAGUUAACAUAUUUAUUGUAAGCUAAAUCAUAACAAUUUGUUUUUCAGUUUUCUAUAUAUAUGUAAACCAAGUCAAAAAUAAUUGAAAUAUUUUGAGGUUAGCUUUAAUUUGAAGAAAUUUCAAAAGACAUGAAAAUGAAAAAUAAAAAAAAGCUGAUCAGGUCAAAAUCAUUCAUUGCAAUCAACAUUUUCAUUUCAUUAAUUUGCGGCGUACAAUCAGAACUAGGUUUAAAAUUUGUUUGUGUGUGUGAGUGUGUGUGUUCGUGUGUGUUUGCAUGUUUAAUUGAUGACAGAAGUUUUCUGUGAAGAUAUAUAUAAUAAAAAAACACAGCCCAAAAUCUAUGCAAUGCAAUAUUCUUAAUUACCGAUAUAUUUGCUGAUUUUGUCACGGCCGGUUUUUACGUUUGACAUUUGCUUUGAAAAGUGAUCUAUUAAUUGCUUUGUGUAUUAGAUGAUGCUUGUAUCUUCUGAAAUUUCUCUAGCCAAUGUAGUUAAAUAUCAAAAAUGUAUUGAUGAAAGUAGAAACAAAUUAUACAGUGGAUUCUAAUUUUGAGGAUAAUAUCUUGUUUUUUCAGAGGGAUUUUAAUUUUGACGAUCUGUUUAUUUUAACAUGUGUUUUAAUUACCGAUAUAAAAUCUUAUACACAUUAUAAACUGUAUGUCUCUCUUCCUAAUGAAUGUAAAAUUGUGUCAUUUUUUAUCUUAAUGAAAUGUGUGAUUGGUAAAUUGAUAUAUAUGAUUAUAGGAGUUGUAUGUGUAGAUUAA
This is a messenger RNA of Pecten maximus, 4116 nucleotides long. RefSeq lists its product as uncharacterized. The coding region runs from base 143 to 655 and encodes 170 amino acids. The transcript is spliced from 4 exons. Lineage: Eukaryota; Metazoa; Mollusca; Bivalvia; Pectinida; Pectinidae. The record is from RefSeq and is a predicted model, not a curated record.